AGAGUACAGACCUCUCUUUCUCUUUCUCUCUCCUUGCACUUUUUGCUCUUUUCGUGCUAUUUUAUUUUGGUGUUUUCUGUUGUCAGAUAUCUUCUUGCAAAACAACAGUACUCCAAACACCUACCUCACACACAACGAAGAGAUAUUAACAAGGAAAAGAAACUCUUGAAACCUCUCAUCCCUAACCUUUUAGGGUUUUCAAAGUCGGCAUCAGAACCUAUCUGCUUUGAUCUUUGCUUUCUGGGUUUACAAUCUUGAUUGCUUCACCAGUUCAGUAAAUCCGAUAAAGAUUUUCCAAAAAUGGGAUACGAUUGCGAUUACUGUCGCGAGGCAAGAUCGAUGGUGUAUUGUCGAUCAGACGAAGCUUACUUAUGUCUAUCGUGUGAUCGAAAUAUUCAUUCCGCAAACGCAUUAUCAAAACGCCAUUCAAGAACACUCAUAUGCGAUAGAUGCAAUUCAGAACCAGCAUUCGUUAGAUGCGUCGAUGAAAAACUAUCGCUUUGUCAAAAAUGUAACUGGGAGGGUCACACCGGUUCUAAUUCCGGUUCCGGUAGCCAUUGUCGGCAAACGUUAAAUUGCUACUCCGGCUGCCCAUCGGCGGUUGAACUAGCUUCCAUCUGGUCGUUCAUGUCAGAGUCUCCAUCUGUUCUCGGCUCCACUUGUCAACAGGAAAUGGAGUUAAUGUCCAUCGCCGACGACAAAACCAAUCAAGUUGUAUCUUGUUCGAUUGAUCGAGACGAUUUGCAGAAAGGAAUCAACUCAAAUUACAAAAACGAUCCUGAUCCUUGUUCUACAUUCAAGAUUUCAUCUACAAAUAAUGCAUUCUAUGAUGAUUUCAACAUGGAUGAAACUGAUUUAAGCAUCGAGAAAUAUGAAGUACUGUUUGGCGAUGGAUACAACGACCCAGAACAUCUAUUCGCAAAAGAUGGAAUCGAUAGCUUAUUCGGAGCUAAAGAAACAUCAGUCGCUGAAUCCAUGUCUCACAAUUCACAUGCUACAAAGGGAGACGAUGUUCAUGUUCGACCCACAUGCAGUAAUGCAGCUUCAUUUGAAUCAUUAAGAAGCCGCAAAACAGAACCAAACGUUUGUUAUAAACCACAUUCCACUAUUUCAUUUUCAAGCCUCACUGGAGAAAGCAAUGCAGGUGAUUAUCAAGAUUGUGGGACUUCAUCUAUGCUUCUCAUGCAUGAGCCACCCUGGUGCACCCUGGCUCACGAUAACACCACCCCUUCAGGUAUCAGAAACGAUGCGGUUCUUCGUUACAAGGAAAAGAAGAAAACCCGAAAAUUUGAGAAGACAGUGAGAUAUGCUACUCGAAAGGCAAGAGCGGAUGUUAGAAAGCGCGUGAAAGGGCGAUUUGUGAAAGCUGGUGAUGCGUAUGAUUAUGAUCCCAUGAGUCAAACAAGAAGCUAUUGAGAAUUUGAGACGAUAUAUAUAUAAACACGUUUUUGAUCAUAUAUCUAAGGC
This is a messenger RNA of Lactuca saligna, 1467 nucleotides long. Lineage: Eukaryota; Viridiplantae; Streptophyta; Magnoliopsida; Asterales; Asteraceae. The record is from the annotation of a GenBank genome assembly.